AUGAGUCGAGGAAUUAUUCUGAAUUUCGAAUAUAUUGGUGCUCAUAUCAAAGAUUAUAUUAAUGACAAUAAAUUCUUUGAUACAUUCGAGAUAGAAGAUAUCGAAACGAUCAUGAAAUACGCAAAUUUAACUCCAAGUGACUUUGACACUCUACUUAAGCAGUCAUCCCUUAUUAUCGAAGCACAUGAAAUUUAUUCUUGUAUUCGAUAUGCAAGCGUUUCAAUCGGGAACUUGGAAGAUGCAAUUUCAACCCUAAAAUCUAUCCGAAAAUACAUGCAAAUGAAACCAUUAGAUGGUAUUAUUGACAUGUUAAAUCAAACAGGAAGAAUUGUGUCAGAUUUAACAGAUAAAAUCGAAAAACUUCAAACAAAUUUCAAUCAAGUUCAACAAGAAAAAGAAAACAUCGCGAAAGAAGUACAAACUCUUAAAUCUUCAAUCAAAGGAAACGAUUUACCAAAAGAAUUUCUUUCGAAAAUUUCCGAACUUAAAAAUUCCACACAUUUCAAUCAAAUCUACAAAUUCUUUGCUGAAAUUUCAGAAAAAGGCAAUCAAAAAAUGAUGCUCAAAGCAAUUGAAGAAGGACUUUAUGAAAAGAAAGCUGAAUUUGGCGAAAAAGUACUUCAUUAUGCAUCUUCAUAUGGAAAUCUGAGACUUGUUAAAUGUCUCAUUGAAUGUGGCUGUGACAAAGAUGCAAAGAAUAAUAAUGGAUGGACUCCACUAUAUAAUGCAUCAUUUAAAGGUGAACUUGCAGUUGUUCAAUAUCUUAUCUCAGUUGGAGCUAAUAAAGAAGCAAAGAGUAAUAUUGGAUUUACUCCACUCAUUGAGGCAGCACAAGAAGGUAAACUUGCAGUUGUUCAAUAUCUUAUCUCAGUUGGAGCUAAUAAAGAAGCAAAGAGUAAUGAUGGAUCUACUCCACUCAUUAGGGCAUCAGAAAAUGGUAAACUUGAAGUUAUUCAAUAUCUUAUCUCAGUUGGAGCUAAUAAAGAAGCAAAGGAUAAUGAUGGAAAAACAGCACUUUCAUACGCAAAAGGUGAAGUUAGAGAAUAUUUAUUAUCUAUUAAAUGA
Trichomonas vaginalis G3 is the source of this 1065-nucleotide messenger RNA. Its product is annotated as proteasome regulatory particle assembly. The record is from RefSeq and is a predicted model, not a curated record. Bases 1 to 1065 code for a protein of 354 amino acids. The transcript has a single exon. NCBI's taxonomy places the organism in Eukaryota, Parabasalia, Trichomonadida, Trichomonadidae. Gene Ontology annotation, molecular function: protein binding.